Molecule: messenger RNA, 2280 nt
Organism: Coffea eugenioides
Lineage: Eukaryota; Viridiplantae; Streptophyta; Magnoliopsida; Gentianales; Rubiaceae
Exons: 14
Coding region: 234-1637 (467 amino acids)
Source: RefSeq, a predicted model, not a curated record
CCAUUAAUAAUUAAUCAGUUUGGGAAGAUUCACUGUCCUCAAUUCUUAUCCUUACCAGUUACUCCUGUUAACCCCAACAAUCAAAAGUUAAAAAAAAAAACCCCCCUUUUUUUAUCUCUUCGUAUAUUUGCUAUGUUUAUAUAGUGGUAUAAUUCAGAGAGGUGUUUGGACUAAAAUUUAGUGUGUGUGCGUGGGAGUGAAAAGGAGAGGGUCGAAGAAGGGAAGAAGGAAGGAUGAGCUGGAGAAGAGUGGGAAAAGCUUUACAGGUGCUAUCAGCCCACACCUUUCUUCUAUGGUUUACCAUAUUUCUGGUUCUCAAGCUGGAUCAUGUUUUCUCCUACUCUUGGUGGUUUAUCUUCUUCCCACUAUGGCUGUUUCAUGCAGUUGUAGCCCGAGGUCGCUUUUCUUUACCUGCACCUUCAGUUCCACAUGAUCGACAUUGGGCCCCUUGUCAUGCCGUGGUUGCAACACCAUUGCUUAUCGCAUUUGAACUGCUUCUAUGUAUAUAUCUCGAGAGCAUAUAUGUUAAGGGUUCUGCAGCUAUGAAUUUAAAGAUUGUCUUCCUACCCCUCUUGGCUUUUGAGAUUGUCAUCCUUAUUGACAACUUCAGAAUGUGCAAGGCUUUAUUACCUGGAGAUGAUGAAAGCAUGAGUGAUGAGGCUAUUUGGGAAACACUUCCUCACUUCUGGGUGGCGAUCUCUAUGGUUUUUUUUGUUGCGGCUACUGUUUUCACCCUGCUGAAGCUUUGUGGUGAUAUAGGUGGUCUAGGUUGGUGGGACUUAUUUAUAAACUAUGGGAUUGCAGAGUGCUUUGCAUUUCUUGUUUGCACAAAGUGGUCUAAUCCAAUGAUCCAUAGAAGUCCUAAUGCUCGAGAAGCAAGUACAUCAUCAAAUGUUGUUAGAUAUCUUGACUGGAAUAGUGGCUUAGUGGUUUCUGAAGAGGACGAUUCCAGCAAUGGAAUGUGUGCUCUCCAAGACAUUGGUGGACACAUCAUGAAAAUUCCGAUUGUUUGUUUCCAAGUCCUUCUCUGUAUGCGCCUAGAGGGUACACCUCCAGGUGCCAGACAUAUCCCUAUGCCCAUGCUAUUCUCUCCUAUAUUCCUGUUGCAAGGAGUUGCAGUCCUAUUUGCUGCAUCUAGAUUUGUUGAGAAACUUGUGAUUUUAUUACGAAGUGGAGAUGAAACGGGCAGAUAUUUUGUGGUGACUUCAAAAGUUCGUGACUGUUUUGGUUUCUUGCACCAUGGCUCAAGGCUGCUUGGUUGGUGGUCCAUUGAUGAUUCUAGUAGAGAAGAACAGGCUCGUCUCUUCCAUGAUGGGGCCUCUGGCAGUUAUGAUACGUUCUGUGGUUAUCCACCUGAGAUAGUUAAAAAGAUGCCCAAGAAGGAUCUUGCUGAGGAGGUUUGGAGACUACAAGCAGCACUUGGGGAGCAAACAGAAAUCACGAAGUUUAGCCAACAGGAAUAUGAAAGAUUACAAAAUGAAAAAGUUCUAUGCAGGGUUUGUUUUGAAAGAGAGAUAAGUGUAGUUCUUCUUCCCUGUCGGCAUCGCAUUCUUUGCAGCACCUGCUCUGAAAAGUGCAAGAAAUGCCCUAUUUGCCGUGUCCCCAUCACAGAGCAGUUACCUGUGUAUGAUGUAUAGUUCAUUGCUCCUGCUCUAAACUGGUGGGAAUUGAGGGUCGUCCAAAUGGAUAGACUUCUUGCAACUGAAUGCUGCAGUUUUCUCCAAAACUUAGCAGGACGUGGUGUCGCUUUACUGAACUAACAGAAACGAGAGAGAGGGCAUCUAUAGAUUGCAGUCACGUCUUUUUCAUACUGUGAUCUCUUAUUGUCUUUCAUAUGUAGAUACUGAUUUUUGUUUAAGAAAGUUGUAAUUAUAAGUAGAAAAUUUUUGUGCUAUUGGUCUCUCUUCCUUGUGAAAUAUUAACCUGUCAAAGCAAAUUGAGUUGAAAAUGUAGAUUCACUCUUCAAGAUGUACUCUCCAUUGUUGGAACUUGGAAGGGUUUCCAGAUCAGCUUCUUCCAGCGGCAGAUGUUUAUCUGGCCACUCAUUCUUCUGCUCCGCGGGCACUGGGACUGCUUUUGUAUUUGUAGAUUGAUGCCGUCUGACUAAUUCAUCAUCCAAGAAAACGUACGGCGUUCGCCAAAUGAUUCUGUGGAUUUUAAGACCUCCAUGUGAACAUUUUUGUUUUUGGAGGGGAUAUUAAUAUGAAAAAUGUAGUAUUCCAUGUAGGCCUCUCAAUUAUGAGAGUUCUUCUAAUGAUUAAGUCUGAAAUCUUGAGUGUU